AUGAAGGCGUCUGCCUAUGACCGACAGGUGAAAUGGUCACGUAGCUGCGUGAAUAUGUCCUGACGCGUUAAAUAUGUGCGCGGUUAGUUGAUGAUGAGGAGUCAUGUGCGCGGGGCGCAAGUUCCAAAAGUUUGGAUAUCUUCCUCGGACAUCUUAAUUGGUGGAUUAGAAGCCCUGUCUAGAGAGGAGAACUGGGUGACCCUGAAUGGUCAGCGUAGUAGAGAGAGAUUACUGGUGCCAUUUUGGCCGCGUGACGUCAUCCCAAAUGGGCGCCAUUCCAGAAGUGCCGGGACAUCCCAAGAUGAGUCACAAAGAUAACCCGGAACAGCCACAGGUGACCCCAACCCAGCCCUGCGAGGUACAGCGGAAAGCAUCUCCACCAGUUCAGGCACCAGUAAAGUCCGAUGCCAUAGUCCAUAGCAAUAGUAAAUGCACUGCUGUCCAGAAGCCUCAAGCCAGCAAUGAGACCCCAACGAAAGCUCCUCCUCAUCCGCAGCAAACGUCUGUGCCGCCGACACCUGACGCCAAACAGGUUGUCCAGCAGACACGGCCCGAGCGAAGUCAGAAAUUGCUUUCCCGGUCCAGCAGCGAACAGUCGAGUCACCGGCCAUGUUCUGGCCAACACAAACCAUCCGCACUGGCGUCAACGAAACUGAACAAGGGCAUAACGCAAAAGAAUGAAGCAUAUCUGGUGUCGCGACAAAAAUCCGAGCCUGGUUCUGCCUCUCGGCCUGCAGUUGAAAGAGAAGCAAAGCAGAGAUCCCUCUCGGAAUCGAGCUCGGCUGCCAAAGAAUUUUCCCUUCCGCAAGUCCAGGUGACGUCUCAGAAGGAGACUGAUGCAUCCAAGCCAUGUCAGGCGCGAGUCAGUGAACCUAGUCAAGAAACCGGUGCGUGCCAAUCUUUCAGCGAUGCUCCGUCGGAUGCCGCGAUGCAGCGCCGCGGAUCGUCGGCGUCCGUACCUGAACUCCAGCUGGAUUCAAAGAAGCGAUCUGUUGCUCAAGAAUUGGCAGAUGUUGGAUCAAAGCUGGAACUUUGUGUGACGAGUAGCUCGUUGAACAGUGUGGUGUGUGGCUCGUCGGACUCUGACUCCCACGAGAGCAGCAGGGGGGGCGGGGCGGACAUGGGGUCCGACGGAUUGCGUGUGCAGUUUGCCAGAGGAGCGGGUGACCAAAAGGAUACACUGUCAACCGCGAGCAGCAGUUGUUUGUCGCUGAAUCAAAUGCCAAAGUCUGUGUCGUUUCAUAGUGGAACUAGUCUGCCAGCUGAACGGAAGAUUUGCAGUGCUCACGACUGUCUGCAGUUCAUGAUCACGGGCAGCAGUCUACUUAAAAUCCGUGCCAGUUCGAGGCAGUACCGCAGGUACUUCACAUUAGAAGAGGACCUCUCUGCUGUUAAGUGGGUGCCAUCUUCAAAAAAGUCCAACAAGGCUAGACUUUCAAUCCGUUCGAUUCGUGAAAUCCGAAUGGGUAAGAGCACGGAUGUGCUGCGCGACAAGGAAGUUGCCGGAUGCUACUCCGAGGACUGUGUCUUUUCCAUCGUCUAUGGCGACAACUUUGAGUCCCUGGACCUGGUUGCAACGACGCCCGACGAGGCGAACUUCUGGGUCACAGGUCUUAACAUGCUCAUAGCGGCCAACCGAUCCCCAGACAACAUGGACGAACGCCAAAGAAUGAGGGAAAAGUGGCUUCAAGAAAUGUUUGAAAGGGCGGACACGGAGCGCCGUGGACUGCUCGACGAGGUGGAGACGAUAGCUCUAGUCCAGAAACUCAACAGCCAACUCAGCACGGUUCGGCUGAAGCAGAAAAUAAUGGAAUUUGACAUGGGGAAAACUGAGCAAGACAGGGGCCGUAUCGACCGCUCUCAGUUCGUUAGCCUCUUUAAAGAAUUAGCUACAAGGCCCGAAAUUUACUUUCUAAUGGUCAGGUAUUCUGGGAAGGACUACUUAACUGUCGAGGAUUUGCAGUUCUUCCUCGAGGGGGAGCAAGAGUUUGAAAAUGUCACGGUGGAAGAUUGCCUGGAACUAAUAAAACGCUACGAGCCAUCGGAAGAAGCCCGCAAAAAUAGUCAGAUGUUGUUAGAUGGUUUCACAUUGUUUUUGUUGUCAGAGGAAUGCUCACUCAUGGAUCAAUCCCACAAGGAAGUUUUCCAGAGCAUGGACCAGCCCCUGGCCCACUACUUCAUUUCAACUUCCCACAAUACUUACCUUCUAGAAGAUCAACUGAAAGGACCCUCUGGUGUUGAUGGUUAUGCUAAAGCUCUGACUCAAGGUUGCCGUGUCGUGAAAGUGGACUGCUGGGACAGUCCUUGUGGACCUGUUGUUUAUCAUGGAAACACGCUGACAUCCAAAGUUCGCCUGGAGGACGUCUUGGAUACGAUUCAUGAAUAUGCCUUUCGGUUUUCAGAAUACCCAUUAAUUAUGCACUUGGAGAACCAUUGCUCACCCGACAGCCAGAGGACCGUGGCAGACCUACUCAACGAGAAGCUGGGGGACCUGAUCUAUGUUCCGCGGCGCGACGGCCCCAACAUCGGCGCCCAGGCGUCACCGAGUUCACUGAUGAGGAAAAUUCUCAUUCAGGGAAAAAAGUUACCAAGCACGUUCGACGGAGACGAAGCUGAGGCCUCGGAGGAGGACGACUUUGUCGACAGCAACAGCUGUUCGGCGGCCGGUUCCAAAAAGCUCAAGUUGUGCCGUGCUCUGUCAGAUUACAUCAGCCUAGCGAGGGUCCACUUCACAGACUUCGCAACUUCACAACAGUCCCAAGCGGAGUAUGAAAUCUGCAGCUUCAGCGAAACAUCCGCGAUGAAGUUGGGGCAUGCGUUGGCAGAUGAAGUGGCCACGCACACCAAACGGUUCCUGACUCACGUCUCUCCAAACGCUAGUCGCGUCGAUUCGAGCAAUUACAGCCCACUAGAGCUGUGGGCUUGCGGAUUUCAAAUGGUUGCUCUCAAUUUCCAAACGUCUGGCACCCCGAUGGACCUUCACCGCGGAUGGUUCCAGCAGAACGGGGGUUGCGGCUACAUCCUGAAACCCUCGUGCCUUCGUCAACCGUGGGCUGUUUUCAAUGCCUAUCGCAGAGAGACUUUUGCCGACAAUGAGCCGCUCUACCUGCGAGUAAAGAUCAUCAGCGGACAGCAGCUUCCUCUUCCUCGCGGUGCGUCGAGCAAGGCAACGGCAAUCGAUCCGUACGUCACCGUACAGGUCUUCGGAAUUCCGACGGAUUGCGCUGAAGCGAGAACAAAAACAGUCUCGAACGAAGGUCAUUCUCCAAUCUUUGACGAGAGCUUUGAGUUCACGAUGGCGGCUCCAGAACUGGCAUUGUUGCGCUUCACGGUCCUGGAUGACGAGUUCAUCGGGGACGACUUCAUUGGGCAGCAUUCCAUUCCAGUGUGUUGCCUGAAAACAGGUUACAGGCACAUCCAACUGCUCGGCGACACUGGAAACACGCUACAGAAUUCGACACUUUUUCUGCACGUCACCAUGAGCACGCGGUCGGGGGACAAGAAGCUUAAGAGGAAGAGAUCGUGGCAAGCCCGCACCCAAGCAGAAAUGCGACACAUCGGAAUUCGACAGAUAGAUGAGACGUGCAAGGUGGGAUCUUGGGCACUGAACGAAUGCCAGCGCCUGCGUGGAGCUCUAGAUCGAGCAACCCUGGAGGCCUGCGAGGAGUGUGGCCUACCCAGCGGCGCCAACCUCGCCCAGUGCCUGCGCGCCCUCGUUUUACGCCUGGCGGCCACACCAGAGGUCGUGAGCUUGCACAUCACAGAAGAGAAGGGGUUUCCUGUAUUGAAAGUGCAAGGUGAACUUCCUCUAAAAGCAAGCAAGGUAGUGACAGCCUUUGAAAAGGUUCUCGCAGAAUGUAAGCUUGUGUCGGAAACGUCCCAGUCUGUCUUGAAGACGCUUAAAGAUCUUUAUGCAACGAUGAAGACCUAUGCAGAAGAUCUCAACACGCUUUGUUCUGCUGCCGGGUUGAAGGGCAAGAAAGCUGAGAAGGCUGCCGAGCAUUUUAUCUGGAAUGCCAGUAUUAUCGAGGCCAGGAUGGACAUGGUGCAGAAAGUUGGACAGGAAAGCCUUCUCUACAUGAAGCAGGUGCUGCGCCUUGGCCCAACCGCACGGAGAGUCUUCAACCGCGAGCGCGACGGCUCCUCUUGGCGUUUCGUCGCCACUCCCUCGGACCACCCGUCGUCCCACGGGGGCGGCGUCACCCUCUCCGUAGGGGGGUUGUCCCCGGCCCACCCUCCUCCUCCGCCCACCCCAACGUCUCCGGGCGACACUCGAAUCCGGGGCAUCCUCAAGAAGACGGGAAAUGCUCCUCCUCCGCUGACGGCUCUCGACGCUGCUGAGCUGUCCAACGGGGACUCAGCCGCCCCGUCUCCAUCCCCCAGGACUCGCGAGGCGUUGGCGGGAGACUUGAGUGCGACUAGCGCCCUCUAGGGCUUGCCGUCCGCAAAGUUUUAGUCGGCCGUCUAGCAAGUUGGUCGGGAGGUCGAACAGCCCCCAGCGUGGCAGGAAGAGGUAUGGCCAGCGUCUGUUUUGUUUGUACAUGGAACACCUUUUUGUAUUUUAAGCUUUUUUGGACUGUUUGAAUGGUGAAAGGCUGAGUCAUUUUUAUUUUGCUACACGAUAUAUUUUGGGUUGUUUACGUCUUGUAUAUUGCACUAUACUUUUUCCUUUGUGCAAACCUGGAUUUAUACUUAUUGUAACGUAUUUAAUGUUCAAGAAACAUGAUGGAAGCCACCGCAGAAACUACAUUUUUGUGCGCUAGGCUUCGGAGGAUGAUUUGUAAAUUUAUUAGGAUUGAAAACGAGGCUCAACGUAAUUUAGAAGGUCAGUUACUGUCAGCUUGUCGGCACCAUUUCGCUUUCGUCGGUCAGUUAUUGACUUUGUAAACAUGUACGACGUCGACAGCUGUAUCAGCCAACACAUUACCCGCAGGUUCCGUAUUCCCUGUUAUUGAGUAAGAAAAAUGUUUUUGCUGCAUCAGUUCUAUUCAGGGAAGAAAUCUGCCACUAUCAGCAAAGAAAAUUCUCUUUCUUUUUUUAUCUUAUCAUCCGCAGCACGUAUAUUUUUGUGAAACGUACGUUUACAGAUGCCACUCAUACUCACGAUUGCCGCCAACCGACGGUGUGUCAGGCGCGAACCUUCACCUCUUCCGUGCCACUUGCACGCUUAGAGAUUGCACUCGAGUGCACUUGCCAGCAGUAGGGCGCAAAAGAUUGCGACUCGCUUUCCGAAGCAAUUUCCAAGUCCCUCGCAGAAAACGCACCCCAUUUGUAAAUACGGACAUAGGUGUUGUCCCAGUCUGUGCAUAGCUCUUUUAUAUAUAACUGUACAUACAAAAAUACAUAGAGGUCGGAACGUCGUACUCCUCCUAGACAGGAACGCCAUUGCCCCAGGAAGGCCGUAGAACCGUACCGAGAGUUCCACGCCUGACCACAAAGAGUAUCACGAGCCCCAUGACGAAGUGUAAAGUGUAUGUUGUGUUUGAAUGUUUCCUCUCGUUUUACUUUUCUUUUUUUUUUUUAUGGCCUUUUAGCUCUCUGUACAUAUACCUGUGAGAUGUUUUAUUUCAGAAUGUGUCUUAAUAUUCCUAGAAGUAUAGUGCUCACACAAGCGAGAAUGGGAUGUUUAUGGAGUUUUUGCUGUUAUGCCCCCCCGAGUAUAUCCUGUUGUGGAAAUAGAAGUUUUUCCAGCGUUGUUGUUAUGUUUCUCCUCUGAGAGAUGUUUUUCUUUUCAAAUACACCGAGGUACUUGACA
Ornithodoros turicata is the source of this 5755-nucleotide messenger RNA. RefSeq names its product inactive phospholipase C-like protein 1. The record is from RefSeq and is a predicted model, not a curated record. The transcript is spliced from 29 exons. Lineage: Eukaryota; Metazoa; Arthropoda; Arachnida; Ixodida; Argasidae. The coding region runs from base 206 to 4432 and encodes 1408 amino acids. Gene Ontology annotation, biological process: phosphatidylinositol-mediated signaling; lipid metabolic process; release of sequestered calcium ion into cytosol. Gene Ontology annotation, molecular function: phosphatidylinositol-4,5-bisphosphate phospholipase C activity.